Molecule: messenger RNA, 2398 nt
Organism: Cryptotermes secundus
Lineage: Eukaryota; Metazoa; Arthropoda; Insecta; Blattodea; Kalotermitidae
Product: vascular endothelial growth factor receptor kdr-like
Exons: 13
Biological process (GO): multicellular organism development; protein phosphorylation; positive regulation of kinase activity
Cellular component (GO): signaling receptor complex
Molecular function (GO): transmembrane receptor protein tyrosine kinase activity; ATP binding
Source: RefSeq, a predicted model, not a curated record
ACAGAAUGGAGAGCUUGUAGUUAAUGACACGACAGUGGAACUGACAGAGAGAAAUCAGUCGCUGAAGAUUAUGUUGGUGAAACCAGAAAAUGAAGGAAAAUAUAGCUGUGUGGUGAAGAACAGACUAUAUGAAGAUUCAGCAGAGGGAUCUGUCACAAUCACAGGCAAGGAAGAUUUCAGCAUUAUCUUAGCAGCCUCCAUAGUUGUGUGUGUCAUUGGCAUUGUGGUGCUGGUCAUAGUGCUCAUAGUGAAAGUGCGAAAACAGAGGAAACUUCAGGAGGAGCUGAAUCUGGCUGGGCUAGCAAAUUUUGAGAAGGGAGCAGUGGACAGUAUUAACCCAGAACUGCCUCUUGAUGAACAAGCUGACUUGCUACCAUAUGACCAAACCUGGGAAUUCUCUAGGGAAAAGCUUGUUCUAGGCAAACAACUGGGAGUUGGUGCAUUUGGUGUUGUCAUGAAGGCAGAAGCUUAUGGAAUAGUGGACAAUGAAGAAAAGACCACUGUGGCAGUCAAAAUGGUGAAAAGUGGUGCUGAUCGCUCAUUUAUUAAGGCCCUAGCUUCAGAACUUAAGAUCAUGAUACACCUUGGUAAACACCUCAAUGUUGUAAAUUUGCUGGGAGCUUCAACGAGGAACCUGGCUAAGAUGCAAUUGAUGAUUAUUGUAGAAUUCUGCCAGUAUGGGAAUCUCCAUAACUACCUUCUGAGACACCGGGAUGACUUUGUUAAUCAACUGGACCACACAACAGGCAAGCUUAACCUUGCCCUAGGCAUGGAGAAAUUCUCCAGGUCACAAUCAACAAAGAACAAUUCCACCUCAAAAAUAAACAAUGGAAAUAACUGAAUUUGGCUUGUGGGUACCUCCACCUCAAAAAUAAAUUCUCCAGAUGAGUGUUUGUUGAGCAACAGCAGCUCAGAGCAGCCUGACUGGCGUAUUAAGUAUCACGGUGACUACAAAGGCACAACCAUUGCAGUCUGUUCACAGGACCUAUUCUGUUGGGCAUUUCAAGUGGCCAGGGGAAUGGAGUAUCUUGCCUCCCGUAAGGUACUGCAUGGAGAUCUGGCUGCAAGGAAUAUUCUACUAGCUGAUGACAACGUUGUGAAAAUAUGUGAUUUUGGGCUGGCUAAGAGUAUGUAUCAAUCUAACAACUAUCGGAAGAAGAGCGCUGGUCCUCUGCCUAUCAAGUGGAUGGCACCGGAAUCAAUCAGAGACGGCAUAUUUUCCACGCAGUCUGAUGUUUGGUCUUUUGGUGUUGUUUUAUGGGAGCUGUUCACUCUAGCCCAGACUCCGUACCCAGGAAUGGAGGUAGACCAAAGGCUGUACUUGAAACUUGUUGAGGGCUACAGGAUGGAGCAACCUCUGUUUGCUACAAAUGCCAUAUACAGGACAAUGCUCCAGUGUUGGGAUGCACAGCCUGCUAAACGACCCUACUUCUCAGAAUUGGUAGAGCAGCUAGGUGCUAUGCUAGAUGAAAAUAUCAGGAGGCAUUACGAGGAACUGAAUAACCCAUAUGUGGACAUGAAUGAGAGAAAACUGCAUAAUGACUAUCUCAAUAUGAUGAGUGCCCCUACCUACAACAACAUGGUUGCUCCACAGGAGGCUCAACAUGAAAAUGUCAGCAGCCUUGUCUCAUGUCCAGCAGACAACAUAAGGCAUUUCAACAUGAGGAGUCCAACAGGUGUGGUGAGUCCACUUUCGAUAAAUAGUAGUGUGUUUGAGUUCUCAAGUGAGGCAAACAAUUCUGGUUAUUUAAGCAUGACAGGCAAGGAAGGAAUUUUCAGUCCUGGCCACAUGGAUAACAAUCCAUUCAAAUAUUCUCCACAUAUGCAAAAACAACGAGCAACAGGGAUGGAACCUCUUCACGAAAUGAAUCUUCUGAGUUCUGACGACAAUUUUAACAUGGGACAGAAGCCCAGUACUCAAACAAACCUUGAAAAUCCUCUGUAUAUGGUGGUAGAAACACCUGAAGGCUAACAGGAACGUUUCUUUAUUUAAAAAAUUUGUUUUACUUAGGAAAUAAUUUAUAAAUUAUGUAAUAAUUCAUGGGCUUAGAUGUUUUGUGCCAAAAUGUACAUUUUUCUAAAAGAAUGAUACUGUAAUUAACAAUACCUUUGUCACCUAAUGAAACUCUGUCAUUACUAAGCCUAAGAACUUGAUUUUUGCAAUUUACAGGGUAUUUUUGUUACUGUGUCUCGAACCAGAAUUUUCUAUGAUUAAAUAGCAUGAAAAGGGGUUAAAUUUACCUAUGCAUAAAGGUAAACCAUUUUAAAUUUUGCAUCUAAUGCAGCAAGCAUGUGAAUGUGAAAUGUGUAUUUACUAUUAUUUGCUGUGAAGCAAUUCAUGACUUGGUGUACAGCCAACUGCUUAUUAAUAUAAAGCCAUGAAAUAUUCUCAUCUUCA